AUGCGAGCAUAUUUGCCAUUUUUCGAUCCUUUUGUGAAAGAAGUAUCAUUAGAAAAUUGUAGAAAUUGUGAGAUGCACUAUUUCGAUAGAAUAUUACAUCAGAGAAGCAUUUUAUGUAAAUAUUUAUUAGAAUUACUGGCUUAUCCUUUAGUUUAUUUGGAUCUCAGUUAUGAUAAGAAGGGAAAGUCUACUUCUCGAGUGUGUAGUGAAAGGCUUAUAAAUUGUCUCACUCAGUUACAGGGGAAUUUCUUUUUGUUAUACAAUUUAUUAGAUGACCAGAGUGAAGAUAUUAUUAAAAGAAAUGAAUAUUCUCCAGACUUAUCUAUUGGAAAUUUAGCAUAUUUAGUGUUUGUAGAGAAUCUUGGAAUUGACUGCAUACCACAGGUAUUUACACAUUCCUACAAUUUUGAAAGACAUUUAAUAUAUAUCGUGGCAUUACUUUCUAGGCAAAGUAACUGUGUUGUUUAUAAAGGAAUUCAUCUGGCAGAAAGAUUAAUUUCGAUUUUGGAAGAUAGAACAUUCAACCACGAGUAUUUAGAUAUUCCGGAAUUUUCUACCUUUCUGAAUUCAUUAUUUCAAGUUGUUUUAUAUUGUCCAAUUAAGGAAUUACAUUAUCAGGCUCGCAAUCUGUUUCUUCAAUAUCUAAAUAAAUUAGAUUCAAAAGCAGUAUAUAAUUUGCUCUAUUCACAAUUCUGCUCCCAGCGACAAGCAAAAGUGCGAGGAUUGAUAAUAAACACUUACAAGAUAUAUAUGUGCAGGUCUCUAGAGUUAAAUGAAAAUGAAUUUAUAGGUAAAAAUUUGAUAAAGUUUUUAAACAUAGCAACUAAGCUACCGAAUAAAGUAGAAACAGAUCUAUUAGAAUAUUCUGACAUAAUUUUAGAGAGUAUAAAUGUCUUACGUUACUUAACUCUUCGCAAAGACAUAACAAAAGUGUCGCAAAUCUGGUCCUUCAUGAAAAAUUUAGAAGAAAACUUCUUAAAGCCGUUACAUACAGCCUUAGAUUUGUCACGUGCUCAUUAUAAAUUACAAUUAAGCAAAGUAAAAGAAGAGAAAAACGUACCAAAGCAUGAUCUACCUAUAACAGUUACAGUCAAUAAAGAGACAUUUGAGAAUAUUCCAGCGAAUGAUCAAAUUAAAUUUUUAAAUCUUUCAUUACUCAGUUUUGAUUUAAUCGAGAGCAAUUUAGCUGCCUUAGAACAAGAUAUUCAGGCAAAUAAAGACCAAGAUUUUGAUUAAUGAAAGUGUAUGUAAAAUGUUUCAAUUCUGCACAUUGUUCAUAUACAGAAUAUAAUAAAGAGAAUUUUAAUUCUGUAUACAUGGGUGGAUCUAGAUUUUUCAGGGCCUAGGACUUACUGAAGUCCAAUAGAGCCCCAUUUUUUUGUUAGAUCAAGAUCUUUAAAUUGGAGUUUAAAAUUCAUUUUUAAUAACAUCAAAAUCAGAGUUGAAAUAUAUUUAUUUAUGAAAUGGUGUUGAAUUAAAAACUUUACAUCUUAUAUAUAAAACAAAUUAAGAAAUAAAGAAAUAUUAUUAACAAAAAUAAUUCAAUUUUUGUGGGCCCAGGGCUUAAGCCCUAUUAAUCCUAUGUAGAUAUGCCCGUGUAUACAUACCUUUUUUCUCUAUUUGCUAUUUAUUUAUUUAACUAAUCAUUAAUUAUAAAAAUUAUUUCACUAAUUAUACUUAUAAUAGGAUGAAAGCAAAUCACUUAUACUUUUUGAAUAGUUCAUACAAUUUGACACUAGUGAUUUGUGAAUAAUUUUAAAUCAUACAAGCUAAGUAAUAUCUGUAUGAAGUUAUACAUGAUGUCUGAAAAGUUACUGCACAGUAAAAAAUUUGUAAUGAUUAAUGUCAUUACAAAUUUCUUGCUGCACAAUAACUUUUUGGACACCCUGUAUAUUCAAUGUAAUGAGAAAAGUUUUAACUUCAUUUAAGUGUAAUAUAAUUCAUGAUUUUAAAUGUAAUACUUUUACAAUUAUUAUUUACUCAGUAGAUACUGAGUAAAUGACACUUGUUAUUCAAUUUAUUGGUGAAUCUUUCCAUUGAUGAAUGAUAAUAAUUGUCUCUAUACUUUUCUGACAUAUCAUUAAAUUGAUAGAUUAUUAAUUAUAUUUUUGCAAUGAUUAAAUAUAAAAAUUAUGUCAAAUUGUACGUAAUUUUAAGACAACGAACAUGCCUUAAGAUUGGGUAUUUCACUUUGAUAAAUAUUGUAGUGAGUCUACAAUAGAUUCAAUUACUCUUGUUUUAAUUUCUGAAUCUUGGACCCAUAAAAUGCUCCUUUAAUAAAUAUAAAUCUUCAAUCAUCAUUCUUAGUUCAAAAUGAAUGAAUUAUGCUUCCUUACAGAAAAUGAUGCUAGUUUAACAAAAACACUAACAAUUAUCAUCCUUUAUCAUCUAUUUUUAUUCUUAGAUUCAUUAUUCUUCUAAUACAUCUAUAUUCUUCAUAUAUAUCUCAAUUCAAUAUCUCUUGCAUGAUUUCUUCAAAUCACUUUGUAUACCAGGAAUAUUGCAUUUGAAAACUACUAUACCCAAUAUUGUUCCUUGUUUCUUUCAUGCAUUCUCAUAAUUUCCUUUAAAUAUGUAUUCAUGUUAUGAUGAUGUAUAUCAUUAAGUUUGAAUUUUUCUUGUUUAGCAUUGUUUAUUGAUUUUUGUAAUUUCAUUUAGUUACCUUUUAAUAGUCAAAUCCAAUUUUUCUGCAUUCUAAAAAUAAUAGGGAUUCAUUUUCCACAUUUUUGAGAAACCAUGUAUACUAUAUGAAACAAAAAUAAUACAUUUGAUUUUUCUCUUUAUCUCUUCAUAUUUAAUUUUGGACUUGAAACAGUUUUUCUGUUCUAUUUUCUUCCAACUAUUCUACAUAUCUGAAAACAUUAAAACUAAGAAAUUAUAAGACCAAUUUUAUUUGAACUUCAAAAACUAUGUUUAAUGUCAAAAUUUAUAUGCAACAAACAUCUUGUUUGAGUUAUCAUUCAAAAGUUGGAAAACUAUUAAAAAGCCAAGUAAAAGAAGCGAGAGUAUAAAGUAAAUACUUUUCCUCCGUCUAGAUUUUCAAUGGAAGUUUCGACAUUUAAAAGUAAUUUGUAAACAUUUCAUUUCAAGUUAUGACAUUUAAAUCUAAUUUUUGAUGUUCUAUCAAAAAAAAACUGCUUUAUAAUUUUUUGAUUUAAGUGUUUUCUUUACUUUCCACACUUUAUAACUGCUUUUAUUUAUUCUAGCAAGAUGAUUUAUCUUGAAAGAAUCUCCCAAAGAUUUACCUUUGUAAAUGAUUAUUUCUAUUUAAACAUUUUUUCUUGAUUUUUAUUUAUUUCUGCUAUCUUUCUAAUUUUAAUACUGAAAAAUGAUU
Molecule: messenger RNA, 3334 nt
Organism: Centruroides sculpturatus (bark scorpion)
Lineage: Eukaryota; Metazoa; Arthropoda; Arachnida; Scorpiones; Buthidae
Product: glomulin-like
Exons: 1
Coding region: 1-1236 (411 amino acids)
Cellular component (GO): cytoplasm
Molecular function (GO): ubiquitin-protein transferase inhibitor activity
Source: RefSeq, a predicted model, not a curated record